CUGUCGUUAAGCUUUCCUAAAGCUUUGCUUCGCGUUCGGGUUUCUCUUUCACCAGUCGUCACCGCCAUUUCUCCUCCUUCCAACUACCUUUUGCAAAGCAAUACAGUUAGAUUAUAUCCCCUUCCACUAUCUUCCUCGCCUUUUCUCUUCCAAGUUAUUCCCCUUGUACAUUUGCCACGCGGAAUCGCCAGAUCUCGUCGACUCGUCUUCAAAUGCGUAUGAUCAACUGACCGCCGUGAUAAGGACAAAGGGUAGCGGCAGAGCAAUUCUGUAACCGAUUAUGGAGAACGGGACUGUGCAUAACGCUGUCUGCUCUUCGCAAUCGGCAAACGGAAGCUGCGAAGUCUGGAGCUGUAACGAAUCCGAUUCUUCUUCUGCUGAUCAUCUCGUCAUCAUGGUUCACGGCAUACUUGGCAGCUCCAAUGACUGGAAGUAUGCAGCUGAGCGGUUCGUUAGAAAUCUGCCGGAUAAAGUGUUUGUUCAUUGUAGUGAGAAAAACAUGUAUAGGCUGACUCUCGAUGGGGUGGAUGUGAUGGGUGAACGGUUGGCCCAGGAGGUCCUCGAAGUGAUUCAAAAGAACCCAAAUUUACAGAAGAUUUCUUUUGUUGCACAUUCAGUAGGAGGACUAGUUGCAAGGUAUGCUAUCGGGAGAUUGUAUAGGGGCCCUAGGGAAGAUGAUGCAGAGGGCCCAAAUGCCAAUCCGAAUAAAGAACAGCCGAGAGCCACAAUAGGUGGCCUGGAGGCUGUCAAUUUCAUUACUGUUGCUACCCCUCACCUUGGUUCUAGGGGAAAUAAGCAGGUACCAUUUCUUUUUGGUUUAAAUGCCUUGGAGAAAGCUGCAGGUCUUGUUAUUCAUUGGAUAUUUAGGAGAACAGGUCAACAUCUAUUUCUUGUAGACAACGAUGAGGGGAAACCUCCAUUACUUAAGCGGAUGAUAGAAGAUUUUGGUGACCUUAACUUCAUGUCUGCAUUGCGGACAUUCAAACGUCGGGUGGUGUAUUCAAAUGUUGGCUAUGACCACAUUGUGGGGUGGAGAACGUCUUCAAUUAGGAGGAAUAACGAACUACCAAAGUGGGAGGAUUGUUUAAAUGAGAAAUAUCCACAUGUGGUUCAUGAAGAACAUUGCAAGGCCUGUGAUGAAACUGAUCUGGCUGAGCCCUUCUCAACAGAUGAUAAAUUUGACAAGAUAGAAGAGGAGUUAGUGACGGGUUUGUCACGAGUGUCUUGGGAAAAAAUAGAUGCAAGCUUCCACACGAGCAGACUGAGAUUAGCUGCUCAUAGUGUUAUCCAGGUGAAAGAUGAGAGCAUGCACAUUGAAGGGGCAGACGUUGUGCAGCACUUGAUUGACCAUUUUGUUCUGUAAUCGAAUAAAUCCCUAACCCUAACUUAGACGGUGAGGUAGGGAACAUAAGGUGCUUGUAACCUUUCAUCCCAUUUGCACCAUCAGACCAUUUUAUCAGGAAAUUUCGACUGCAGUGCUUGAAGAUCCUGGUUGUGCCCGCUGAAGCUCAAGCAAUGCUGUGAAGUACUGGGAAUUUUUGUAUGAUCGUUUAGGAACUGAUUUAUUUUAUAUUGUAUACAUGUGCAUGAUAAUGCUAUGAAAUAAUUGCUUACCGACAGCUCAAUUUUGUUUCCUUGUGUUUUCAUCGCGUACAAUACGAAGCUUCAUCUCACAACCUAAAUGAAAUUUACACGUCUUG
Messenger RNA from Linum trigynum, 1700 nucleotides. NCBI's taxonomy places the organism in Eukaryota, Viridiplantae, Streptophyta, Magnoliopsida, Malpighiales, Linaceae. The record is from the annotation of a GenBank genome assembly.